AUGGAGAAUAUUAUUCGAAUAUUUAAUAUAUUUGCUGAGCAUGAAUUUCAUAAAAGUUUAAGUUUUAAUUCAAAUUUUUUGGAAGCUAAUGUAAUUAAUAUAGCAUUAUUGUUAACGGGUCUAAUUUAUGUACUAAAACAGUUUUUAGGAUCUGUUUUGACAAUUAGACAACAAAAAGUACUAGCUGCUAUACAAGAGUCAGAAGAACGUUUAAAGCAAGCACAAAUAAGAUUAGAAGAAUCAGAAAAGCAAUUGGCUCAAACAACAAUGGUUAUCAUACAAAUCAAAAAAGAAGCUGAAUUGACUGCUCAAAAAGUUCGUGAGUCUAUACUCGAACAAGGAAAAGUAGAUAUAGAAAGGCUUACCUCGGCAGGAAAAGCUAGUAUUGCUGUAGCUGAAAAUCAGGUCAGGCAACAAAUUCAACAACAAAUAACCGCCUUGGCUAUUAAUCGAGUAUUUUUACAGCUACAAAGUCAAGUAACUCCUGGUAUGCAAUCAAAAAUUAUCGAUGAUAAUAUUGUAAAACUUGGAGGAAAAAUAUGA
Molecule: messenger RNA, 543 nt
Organism: Chondrus crispus (carragheen)
Lineage: Eukaryota; Rhodophyta; Florideophyceae; Gigartinales; Gigartinaceae
Source: the annotation of a RefSeq genome assembly